Entelurus aequoreus (snake pipefish) is the source of this 3749-nucleotide messenger RNA. RefSeq names its product tnf receptor-associated factor 4a (gene traf4a). The record is from RefSeq and is a predicted model, not a curated record. NCBI's taxonomy places the organism in Eukaryota, Metazoa, Chordata, Actinopteri, Syngnathiformes, Syngnathidae. The transcript has 7 exons. Gene Ontology annotation, molecular function: zinc ion binding; protein binding. Gene Ontology annotation, biological process: regulation of apoptotic process; activation of NF-kappaB-inducing kinase activity; signal transduction. The coding region runs from base 2 to 1414 and encodes 470 amino acids.
UAUGCCCGGCUUCGACUACAAGUUCCUGGAGAAGCCCAAGAGACGCUUCCAGUGUCCGCUGUGCAGCAAGGCGAUGCGGGAGCCGGUCCAAGUGUCGACCUGUGGACACCGCUUCUGUGACACCUGUCUGCAAGAAUUCCUAAGUGAGGGCGUCUUCAAGUGUCCAGAAGACCAGCUGCCUUUGGACUACGCUAAGAUCUACCCAGACCCCGAGUUGGAGCAGCAGAUCUUGGCGCUCCCCAUCCGCUGCAUCCACAGCGAGGAGGGCUGUCGCUGGACUGGACAGAUGAAGCAGCUGCAGAGCCACUUCUCAACCUGCGCCUUCAACGUCAUCCCCUGUCCCAACCGCUGCGCUGUCAAGCUGACGCGCCGCGACCUGCCCGACCACCUGCAGCACGACUGCCCCAAGCGCAAAGUCAAGUGCGAGUUCUGCGGCAGCGAGUUCACCGGCGAGGCUUACGAGAACCACCAGGGCGUGUGUCCCCAGGAGAGCGUUUACUGCGAGAACAAAUGUGGGGCGAGGAUGAUGCGUCGUCUGCUGACCCAGCACAGCGUGGCGGAGUGUCCCAAACGCACGCAGCCAUGCAAGUACUGCGGCAAGGAGUUCGUCUUCGACACCAUCCAGAAUCACCAGUACCACUGCCCCCGGUUCCCUGUUCAAUGCCCAAACCAGUGCGGGACUCCCAACAUCGCCCGGGAAGACCUGGCUAACCACGUGAAGGACAACUGCGGCAGCGCGUUGGUUCUUUGUCCCUUCAAAGAUGCCGGCUGCAAACACAGAUGCCCCAAACUGGCCAUCGGGCGUCACCUGGAGGACACCACCAAGUCUCACCUGACCAUGAUGUGCAACCUGGUGGGGCGUCAGCGGCAGGAGAUCCUGGAGCUGCGGCGGGAGAUGGAGGAGCUCUCUGUCAGCCACGACGGCGUCCUCAUCUGGAAGCUCAGCGACUACUCGCGCAAGCUCCAAGAGGCCAAGCUGCGGAGCAACCAUGAGUUCUUCAGCCCACCCUUCUACACGCACCGCUACGGCUACAAACUGCAGGUGUCGGCAUUCCUGAACGGCAACGGCAGCGGCGAGGGCUCCCACCUGUCCGUCUACAUCCGCGUGCUGCCUGGCGAGUACGACAACCUGCUGGAGUGGCCCUUCUCCUACAAGGUGACUUUCUCCAUCCUGGACCAGAGCGACCCGUCGCUGUCAAAACCGCAGCACAUCACCGAGACCUUCAACCCCGACCCCAACUGGAAGAACUUCCAGAAGCCCUGCAGCACCCGCAACUCGCUGGACGAGAGCACCCUGGGCUUCGGCUACCCCAAGUUCAUCUCCCACGAGGAGAUCAAGAAGAGGAACUACGUCCGUGACAACUGCGUUUUCAUCAAGGCUUCCAUAGAGAUUCCCCAGAAGAUCAUGGCUUGAGAUGUUCCUGAAGGAAACUCUUCAACAACCCUUUAGAUACUUCCUACCUGAGUGUCUCACUAGACCUCCAUGUAUGACAGGGGAGAACAUGUUUGGUCCUCCAAACCCUCACGCAGUCCGCAAGAAAACGCCUUGGAAAUCAAACAGUGCCUAGAGUUUAAAAAGUCAAAUAUUUGUUUUGUUUCUCAUCUCCUGCACAAAUGUGUCGGGAAAGAUGAUAUGGACCAGGGAGGUUCUGCACUUGGAGAAACCUUGGAUGGAACUAAAGAAGGGUGGGCAGCAGAACUGAAGUCCAACUGCCUUCUGUUUACAUGCUCUUAUCCCACCAGACUGAACACACUGCAGGUGCAGCUUGAUCCAUUUUUCACCCUUUAUGCAAAACUAAACACGAUGCAGACUUCAGGAGAACUGCUCUUAUCGCCAGAACCUGGACAACCUCCAGACACCUGGACCACCUCCAGACACAUCCUUGUGUUAUCCCCUACCAAGUGUUGCGUCUAUUGUAGAGUCCAUUAGUGGUCCAUGGUUCCUUUUCCCUGCUUGGUGCGAUUCAUUUGGUCAGAAUUUGGGAUUAGGACCAAAUCAACCGGUUGUUGGGAGAAAGUCAUGCUGAGCUAACGAAUCUGGACCUGUAGACUUAGACUUGGUAUGACCUACCGUAAUUUCCGGGCUAUAGCGCGUACCUAAAUAUAAGACACACCCACCAAAUUUUGUUGUGUACAUAUAUUGGCCGCACAAGUCUACCAGGUGCAGGUGUACACAUUGAAACAUUAAAUAUUUACACAGGUGCUUGAGUUCAUUCAUAAAUUUAGGAAACUACAGUCUGGCCUUUUAAAGCUCGUUAGUGACUUUUCAUUCUGUUCGGCGGCUGUUUACUUUUUUUCGAUGGCUGCAUCGAUUGUGCAUUUUCUUCUCCGUGACGAGGGUGAGUCCAUAACGCGCUAAAUGGCUGACUGAAUGUUUGUGUGAGUGUGUUUGAUUUAAUGUGAACAAUUUUAAUUGGUCUAUCUAAACCAGUUCGGCAAUUUCAUUGUUCUGAUGUAACAAUGCAACAUGUAUUGGAGGCAUGUGAAGCCCAUUAACACGGGGAAAAGAAAAAAAAUAGCUGCAUUAUUGUAGAACGCGCAUGGAUCAAACGUGGGGGAAAAAUUGUCUGGAAAUUAUGGUAGUUGGUGUGGCUUGUUUAUAACCGAGACCAGGCACAACCUUGUGUCAUGUUUUUGUUUCAAAUGAACUCUGCCAAAACUUUACAUAAAUUCUCUCCAAGCCGCAAAAGAACAAAUCCGCUAAAAAAAAGAUUGACGUACUGAAAGUUUAGCGAUUAGCAUGUGGUCCUCUAAUGUAGCCUGCCCCAUUGUCACCACACCUUCUUCCUGUUUACAUUCUUGCGACCAAUCAGAGAAGAGAGCGAGCUCACCUGUUCUGUUGUGACGAGUUGGCGUUUUCAUCCCCAUUAAAAAGGAACCGGGCCACGGGACCAGGGCAAGUAGGCAAAGUGUGACCUGUUGGAUCAAACAUGCAUUUAAUAAAAGAGAAGGAGAAGCCAUGUGGCCUUUUUAUAAAGUCUGAUCUUGCAUGAGAGUUGGGGGGCAAACACAUGCAUGCUUCAUGUGCUAACAUGUGGACCACAUUUUGUACUGUAACCUGUUCUCUUGAAGCCCCCACCCCUACCUUGAAUAUUUUAUCCACCCCCUUUUUUGAGAGUUUUAAAAUAGUUUUUUAUUUUUAUUUUACACAAAAUGUGAACGCUAGUGUGGCUCUUCUAAGCCGUUGAGUAAGACAACGUGUUGACCGUGUAUUGUUUUACAGACAGCUAAUGGUCUCUGCAAGUAUGUGUUACCAUGUUACAGCGCCGCCUAAUGGGCGGAGGACUAUAAUGUACAGUACACUUACCAUUGAUGUGAAUACUAAUGUCAAAAAAACAAAAAAACAAUACAGAAGCACAUUCUGUCCUUUUCUUACUGUUCAUAGAAACUCCCUGAUUCCUUCUCAUAAUACCAGCUGAUAUUUUACACUCAUUUGAGGAAGUGAUGAGAUUUUUUUGUACAAUUGUGUAUUUUUUAAAAAACAAAACAAAAUACUUUGCUGUUUUUUUCUUUUUUACCAAUGCUUUCAAGUUGGAAAUUUGGGGUUGACUUGGGGAUUGAUCUCAGCCGUGUCGAGAUUCUGUUUGUCCGUGUGUCUCACGUGUCUGUAUUAUUUCCUCUUUGAAAACAUAAAAAAAAAGUAUUUAUUUUUAAAGGAGCCGUCGCGAGUUCACACAGAUGGCACCAACAUUUUAAUGUAUUGUUUGAUGAGUGCUUGUUCAUUUUUUGAUUAAAAUAAAAUACCAUAU